Molecule: messenger RNA, 3270 nt
Organism: Anolis sagrei ordinatus
Lineage: Eukaryota; Metazoa; Chordata; Lepidosauria; Squamata; Anolidae
Gene: ANKRD54
Product: ankyrin repeat domain 54
Molecular function (GO): protein binding
Source: RefSeq, a predicted model, not a curated record
AGUGUGGUUGGCUCCGUCGCGCACGUGACUGAACCCCGGCGCUUUUUUUGGCCCUGGGCUCUUCCCGUCGUUGCUAUGGUGACGCAAGUGCUCCCGCCUCCUCGGCCUGCGCGUUUCUAAUCCUAGGCCUUGAGGAGAAGGAGUCGAAGAGGCGUCGGGGAUGGAAGGCGGCAGCGCGGGAGAGGCCAUCCCGGCUUCCGUCACCGCCGUAGCCGCCGCCACCACGGCAAACGUGUUCUCUCUGGCGGGGCUGGGCGCGGCCUUGCGGCCCGAGGCCUCGGAGCCCGCCUCGCUGGGCUUUAUCCAGCUGCCCUGGCAGCACGGGCCGCGCCUGGGGGGGAAGGCGCUCAGCCGACGCCGCAGGGCCGCCAGGCUGCACCGCAAAGCGGGCCCCACCGGGAAGGAGAGCCACGCUCUGAAAAGGUUAAGAGAAGCUGCCAAUUCUAAUGAUUUGGAAACAGUACAGCAGCUCUUGGAAGAUGGGGCAGACCCCUGUGCAGCUGACGACAAAGGUCGAACGGCACUGCACUUUGGUUCCUGCAAUGGAAAUGAUCUUAUCGUGCAGUUGCUCUUGGACCAUGGAGCUGAUCCCAACCAGCGAGAUACACUGGGGAACACACCCCUGCAUUUGGCUGCCUGCACGAACCAUGUUCCUGUCAUCACUACUUUGCUCCGGGGAGGAGCUCGAGUAGAUGCCUUGGAUCGAGCUGGAAGGACCCCUUUGCAUUUGGCCAAGUCUAAGCUGAACAUCUUGCAGGAGGGACUCUCGCAGAAUCUGGAAGCAGUGCGUCUCGAAGUAAAGCAGAUCAUUCAGAUGUUGCGGGAAUACCUCAACCGCCUUGGGCGCCAUGAACAGAGGGAACAGCUGGAUGACCUUUGUACAAGGCUACAGAUGACCAGUACAAAAGAGCAGGUGGAUGAGGUUACUGAUCUCCUUGCCAGUUUUACCUCACUCAGUUUGCAGAAGCAGAAGAUAGAGAAGAGGUAAUGUUUUUCCCCGAAUGGUUCUCUCAAUCGAAAGGAAAAUCUGCAGGGUGAUGAAGAUCAGCCGAGGCUCAUCUGCAAGACUGCAGGCCUGCUGUUGCUGCCUCUGCAAGUGUGGUUUUCCUCCAAGGACUAUACCAAAAUGCCUGAGACUGUUGGGCCACUAUCACUGCCUCAUACUUUUUGAGGGGCAAGAGAGGAGAGGAUCUGGCCUUGACCACAAUGACUUCCUUUUCCUUGUUUGUUUUUGCUAUGCAUCUGGACUUCUCUUACUAUUGUCUACAGGGGAGCAGCUGGAUUUUAAGAACAGCAUCAUGUCUCACAUGUGGCCAUUCCGAUGUGAGCACAUGGGGAAAGCGAUACCUGUAGGGAACAUUGCUACACGUGGUUUAUCUGCCUUUAAUCCCCCAAUGUUUAAGCACAAUAAUUGUUGAGUAUUUUUAGAAUCUCUAUACUCCUGAAUUUUUAACAAGGGGUAUAUUUUAACCUGAGAACGGUUUGAAGGGUCCAGCUACCCAGACUAGCUCUACCCAUGCUAUGAUACAAAGGAGUGCAUUUGUCGCUAUCCUUUCCUUGCACCUCAGCAUCAAAAGUUUUGAAUUUCUUCACUUCUGCAUUCCAUACUCAAAUUAAACAUGAGCCAACAAUGUGAUGCAGGAGCUAAAAAAGCCAAUGGGAUUUUGGCCUGCAUAAAUAGGAGUAUAGUGUCUAGAUCCAGGGAAGCCAUGCUACCCCUCUGUUCUGCCUUGGUCAGACCACAUCUGGAAUACUGUGUCCAGUUCUGGUCACCACAAUUUAAGGUUGGUGUUGACAAGCUGGAAUGUGUCCAGAGGAGAGUGACUAAAAUAAUCAAGGAUCUGGAAAACAAGCACUAUGACAAGUGGCUUAAAGAGCUGGGCAUGUUUACCCUGCAGAAGAGAAGGCUGAGAGGAGACAUGAUGACCAUGUAUAAAUAUGAGGGGAAGUCAUAGGGAGGAGGGAACAAGCUUGUUUUCUGCUGGCCUGGAGACUAGGACAUGGAACAGUGGCUUCAAACUACAGGAAAGGAGAUUCCACCUGAACAUGAGGAAGAACUUCCUAACUGUGAGAGCUGUUCAGCAAUUGAACUUUCUACCCCAGAAUGUGGUGGAGGCUCCAUUUUUGGAGGCUUUUAAAAAGAUAUUGGGUGGCCAUCUGUCAGGAGUGCUUUGAAGGCAUAUUUCCUUCUUCUUGGCAGGGGGUUGGACUGGAUGGCCCACAAGGUCUCCUCCAACUCUAUGAUUUUAUAAUCUGUUCACUUCCACUGCGUUUUGUCUUGUGUGUGUGUGUGUCAGGAAAGGACUCCCUAAAGCCUCUCUUGCUGCUCAUUCAAAGUGCUGGGAAAGAAAGUUAAAGAUCUGACUAUAUACUGCCUAGAAGAAAGUAGCUACUUGAUUAUAAAGGGCCCAGUGAGCAUCUUGUCAGGGGAUACUGGACCCAAUCCACUACUUGUAGCACACAGUCUCCCUGCCAGUUAUUAUAAUGUAUCUACUCCAGAAAACAGAUGGAAGCAAAUAUAACUUGUUAUUGCUCGGGUUUGUUUUAUAUCCCACUUUCCUACCUCCAAGGACCAGAAAGAGCUCCAGAGAAGGAGAGUCCACCACUUUUUUAAGUGGCCCAUUCAACUAUACCUCAUACUACCAUGAUUGCUGGCUUUGAUUUGAGAGUGGGCCUUGGAUCUGUGUCUCAUUUGUCAUGGAACCUUAUUUAUGUCACAGAUAGAAAGAAAACUUUCCACCUUAUUUCAGAUGCUAAAAUAUUUCAUGGCUUUUGCACACUGUGAGAGAUCAAGGACUCCUCUUAUGCAAAGGUGUGGAUGCCAGAUACAUGCUGACCCAUUACACUGAAAGCCUACAACGAUCUCCUUACCUCGUGUUUUGACUUCAGCCAACUCACAAUCAUGAAAAGAAUCGGGUUGGCAUGUAUUUAUCAAAUGCUUUCUUGGGAUUGUAUCAUUGUAUCAUUGAAAUAUCAAGGUUAUUUUGGGACCUUGAGACUAGUAAGUUAUUGUGACUUCUUUAAAAGUAUGCUGUUUUUGUGACAAAGAGUAUAACUGGAUUCAUAUCAUGGAUUUGACAAGCCAAGUGGCUUUGAUAGAGGAAGAUUUCAAAUACUCAUUGAAAGGAAGUUUGCGACCAAGUUGGCUGAUCUUUGCCUUAGCUGUCAUUGUGAAUGCCAAGAACUUUAUUCCAGCCUGCAAGCUGGGCAGGAGGCAACAUUCACUUUGCAAUUGUAAAUUUCAAUAAAAUGCUCUUUGCUUCCUGUGAA